This is a messenger RNA of Brassica rapa (field mustard), 1608 nucleotides long. RefSeq names its product pectinesterase inhibitor 9. NCBI's taxonomy places the organism in Eukaryota, Viridiplantae, Streptophyta, Magnoliopsida, Brassicales, Brassicaceae. Gene Ontology annotation, molecular function: enzyme inhibitor activity. Gene Ontology annotation, biological process: negative regulation of catalytic activity. The record is from RefSeq and is a predicted model, not a curated record.
UAGGGACAAGAGUGUCUAAUAAUGUCUUGCAUUGUGUAAAUAGGCUUUGUCGGGUAAUUUUAAAUUACACCAGUUGGACAACGAGUUUAGAAGAGACAACAUCCUUGUUCUAACAAGUUGCAUUGAAUCCAUUAAAUAUAGCAGUGUCUCCGAGAAUCGAGAAGACACGCAUCGAGUUUAGAUGUGUGGUCGGAAAGAUAUCAACUACAGAUGGAAUAUAAGUUUGUGAAGCUUUGCUUAGAGAGUUAAAUAAGGAUCUUGUUGGCCACGAGCUUCUACCUUUUCUUCUUCUCCGCUGCCUACCUGCCGCAUCCUUUGGGUCAACACUUCAACCCUCAGUUCACGUGUAACUCUCUCCACUACGCGUGUGUGUGUCAACCAUGUCUCUAUAUAAAGUAUCUUUUUAAUUUAUAUUUAUAUAAAAUAUCUCUGUAUUUAUAUUGAUUAUGUUUCAUAACGUAGAUCUUGUUACAUGUAUAAAACAAUGGUUGAUAUGUGAGAUUACAACUGAAACGUUGGAAAAUCGAGUCCGGUCAACUGUCUAGCCAGAAGGAAUAUAUUAAAUCACGUUCAAAAUGAAUUAUAUUCCAUUUUAUACGGAUACACUCAUAAAGUCUUUAGUAUAGUACUUGCUUACCGGCCUUCUUACAACCUUCCUUCUAAGUAUAGCGAGCUCAAGUGAUCUUAAAUCCAGCUCAUCCAUAUCUAUUCACGUGCCAUGCAAAAAUGAUCCCUAUAAAGAACACUCAUGACAUUGUAAUUAUUAUACCAUCGACCCAUAUAAGUUAAGCUCACAUAUAGAACAACUCUGGCAUCAGUUCCUAGAUUCACCAUGGAGGCUAACAACAAACUGAUCCUCAUGUUACUCAUCAUCUCUGUGCUUCCUCACAUCAUCUUUUCUUCGGCAACCUCCUCGUCAGCAAAAGAGUACGACACGAAGGCAUACGUGGACUCGUGGUGCCGGACAACCUUAUACCCGAACCUGUGCGUCCGUUCGUUGUCUCGUUAUGUGCGUUCACGGGCUAUGCAAAAUCCUAGAGACCUGGCGCGAUUCGCCCUCAAAGCAAGCCUAUACCGAGCCAAGUACACAAAGGCGUUCUUGCUAAAAGAAGUGGCGAAACUGGAGACGGUGAAGCCCCAAUACUACGCGUUGGUUCAGGACUGUUUGACUCAGAUCAGAGACAGCGUGAACCAGCUGAGCCUAGCAAUAGCGGAGCUGGACAGGGUGAACAGGAGAGGAGGAAAGAGCCAAGUAAAUCUGGAGUGGCACAUAAACAACCUGCAGACGUGGACAAGCACAGCUCUGACAGACGCGGAGACAUGCGUGAGUCAGUUCCCGGGGCGGAGGAUGAGCAAGUUGAAGGCUACGAUUAAAGGAAAAGUGAAGAACGUGGAGGAAACAACAAGCAAUGCCCUCGCCUUCAUCGAGCACUACGCUGCUGCUAGGUACAGAGCCAGACGCCCCUGAACGUUACCAACUUGUCUUCUGAUCACAUAAUUUAUAUGAUGCGAUAAUGUGCUGUGUUGCUACUUCUUGAUCUCCUCGUAAUUAAUUAUACGGAUGUUCUCUGUUUGAUUACCAAAAAAAAAAUAUAUAUAUUUGAAAUA